GAAGAACGAGCUGGUGUUGGUGAUCCUCCCUUCUGGUCCAUUUCAGGAGGCUCCGGAACAGAGGCACCACAGAACCAGCUGAGCGCACAGCUCAAGCAUCGCCAAGCGCACCCAGACGCCCCAGACGAUCGUUCGAUCUUUAGCCAUGGGGUCCGCAGCGUUGGAAAUUCUGGGUCUGGUGCUGUGCCUGGUAGGUUGGGUGGGCUUGAUCCUGGCGUGUGGGCUGCCCAUGUGGCAGGUGACUGCCUUCCUGGACCACAACAUCGUGACGGCGCAGACGACUUGGAAGGGGCUGUGGAUGUCGUGCGUGGUGCAGAGUACAGGACACAUGCAGUGCAAGGUGUACGAGUCUGUGCUGGCGCUGAGUGCCGAGGUGCAGGCAGCUCGAGCACUCACCGUGGGCGCUGUACUGCUGGCACUGGUGGCCCUCUUUGUUACCUUGACCGGCGCGCAAUGCACCACCUGCGUGGCCCCGGGUCCAGUGAAGGCACGCGUGGCACUCACGGGCGGAGCGCUUUACGCGCUGUGUGGGCUGCUGGCGCUGGUGCCUCUCUGCUGGUUCGCCAACAUCGUGGUCCGCGAGUUCUACGAUCCGGCAGUGCCGGUGUCUCAGAAGUACGAGCUGGGCGCGGCGCUGUACAUCGGAUGGGCGGCCUCCGCUCUGCUCAUGUGCGGCGGCGGCCUCGUGUGCUGCGGGGCUUGGGUCUGCUCCGGCCGCCCGGAGUUCAGCUUCCCGGUCAAGUACUCGGCACCGCGGCGGCCCGCAGCCAAUGGCGAAUACGACAAGAAGAACUACGUCUAAGAGCGGUAGGCACGGCGGGGCACUUCCCGCAGCCAAGCCCGUGAUCGGAGGAACCGACGCGGGAAGCCGCACGUGGAUGGCAACCACCACUGGUUUGCGCAUCGCAGACUCCGAGACAAGUCAGGCUGGACUCCGGCCAGGCUUUUCCGCGCCCAGAGAGUCCUCUGACCGUCACCAUCUAGACUCUGCUCAGAACAGACACUUGUGAGGACUUGACCGACCUCAUUUUCUAUGCGCAGUUGGCCGCGGCAUGGAUGCGGCGCUCGGAUUUCAUCGGUGAAGCAGGCACUAAACUGCAGCUGACAGUUUCUAUUGAGCAGUUCUGGAUGCUGCCUUAAUGUCCAGUAGCUCCUACUGACCUGAAAGGGCAGCUGGAGAACCCCAAGCCCGCAGACUGGGCUGCUAGAGGCAUGUGCUAUAAAGGGCAUUUUCCUUGUUAGUGAAGAGGAGCCCAUUGAACCAAAGGACUUGGUCUGAACCUCGUCUCACUCCAGUACUCCCCCCAACGGGGGCGCCUGUAGGUACCAGAGCCUUAGAGGGGCUGCCAUCCUCGCAGCUUGGGGGUGGGGUGGGGCGGUCAAGAAUUUGCUUAGUAAAUGGUUUGAACACUCUCAA
Arvicola amphibius (Eurasian water vole) is the source of this 1417-nucleotide messenger RNA. It is a transcript of the gene Cldn5, whose product is annotated as claudin 5. Gene Ontology annotation, molecular function: structural molecule activity. The transcript has a single exon. Bases 146 to 802 code for a protein of 218 amino acids. Gene Ontology annotation, cellular component: bicellular tight junction; plasma membrane. The record is from RefSeq and is a predicted model, not a curated record. Gene Ontology annotation, biological process: cell adhesion; bicellular tight junction assembly. NCBI's taxonomy places the organism in Eukaryota, Metazoa, Chordata, Mammalia, Rodentia, Cricetidae.